Molecule: messenger RNA, 1569 nt
Organism: Colias croceus (clouded yellow)
Lineage: Eukaryota; Metazoa; Arthropoda; Insecta; Lepidoptera; Pieridae
Gene: RnrS
Product: ribonucleoside-diphosphate reductase subunit M2
Exons: 6
Coding region: 126-1247 (373 amino acids)
Biological process (GO): deoxyribonucleotide biosynthetic process
Cellular component (GO): cytosol
Molecular function (GO): ribonucleoside-diphosphate reductase activity, thioredoxin disulfide as acceptor
Source: RefSeq, a predicted model, not a curated record
UGUUUUCACGACCGCUGGUUGGAAAUAGCGCGCAUUUGCAAGGAGAUUCUCGUUUAGUAUAGCUGCUGUACUGUUCCAAGUAACAUAUUUCUUUAUUUGAACAACUAAAGCUUAUAAAUUUCACAAUGUCUUACAUAGACGGCAAAGAAAACCUUAAUAAUGGAUUAAACAACGUGCAUAUCAAGUCCCCAGUGAAGAACGUUCUAUCAGAGCGCAGCAAUAAUAAGACUGAAGAGAAAAUGGAAGUUGAAAAGGUGUCAAAUGUUGAGUUUGACCCUCAGCUCGAACCCCUGCUGCGAGACAAUCCUCGACGUUUCGUCAUUUUCCCUAUUCAGUACCCGGAUAUCUGGAAGAUGUACAAAAAGGCAGAAGCUUCAUUCUGGACAGUCGAAGAAGUGGAUUUAUCAAAGGAUUUAUCAGACUGGGAGAGUCUAAAGGACUGUGAGAGGCAUUUCAUAAAACAUGUCUUGGCAUUUUUUGCUGCAUCUGAUGGAAUUGUGAAUGAGAAUCUUGUUGAACGCUUCUCUCAAGAAGUGCAAGUGACAGAAGCUAGAUUUUUUUAUGGCUUUCAAAUUGCAAUGGAAAAUGUACAUUCUGAAAUGUAUUCACUUCUCAUUGAGACAUACAUCAGAGACCCAAAGGAAAGGGACUUCUUGUUCAAUGCAAUUGAAACACUCCCCUGUGUAAAGAAGAAGGCAGACUGGGCACUGCAGUGGAUCGGGAGCAAAACUGCCACAUUUGGUGAAAGAAUUAUUGCAUUUGCUGCUGUAGAAGGGAUAUUCUUUUCUGGAAGCUUUGCUUCCAUCUUCUGGCUGAAAAAGCGAGGUCUCAUGCCUGGACUUACAUUCAGUAAUGAACUGAUCUCUAGAGAUGAGGGCCUCCACACAGACUUCGCGUGUCUCAUGUUCAAGCACCUAGUACAGAAGCCCAGCAGAGAACGUGUGCUACACAUAGUGUGUGAAGCGGUAUCCAUUGAACAGGAGUUCCUCACAGAUGCACUGCCUGUGCGCCUGCUGGGCAUGAACUGUGAGCUGAUGUCGCAGUAUAUCGAGUUUGUGGCUGAUAGACUGUUGGUGGAGCUUAUUGGAGAGAAGCAUUACAACACAAAGAAUCCAUUUGACUUCAUGAACCUCAUCUCCUUGGAGGGCAAGACAAACUUCUUCGAGAAGAAAGUCGGCGAGUACCAGAAGUGGGGUGUCAUGGCCAACCCUAUGGACAAUGUCUUUACAUUAGACGCUGAAUUUUGAUGCGAUCUUUAUAAGAUCUAGUACAGUAUUAGAGACAAGAUAUUCCUUACGCAGAAAUUACCAGUCGAUCUGGUAUAGCACGAAUCAAUAAUAUAAGCUUAGAUGUAUAUUUAUAUUGACUUUAAGAACUAUAGACUUAAUUGUGUACCUACUUUAUAUAUUAUUAAGAACAUAGAUUGUAAGACGAAUCGUAUCUCAAACAGUGCUUUGAAGUGAUUGUGUUAGUUUUAACUUUUAAGGAAAGAGAAUGUUAUAUGAAGUGUGACUAAUGAUUUUGUGAUAUAUUGUAAUAUGGAUUUUUAAUAAAAAUAUUACACAAUAA